Molecule: messenger RNA, 657 nt
Organism: Entamoeba nuttalli P19
Lineage: Eukaryota; Evosea; Mastigamoebida; Endamoebidae
Product: metal dependent hydrolase, putative
Exons: 1
Coding region: 1-657 (218 amino acids)
Source: RefSeq, a predicted model, not a curated record
AUGGGAAUUACUCUUGACGAUAUUACUCUUCAUCAUACUGGACAUUCUGGAUUUCUUAUUGAAACCAAAACAGUAAAUAUUUAUAUUGAUCCUUUUAAACUUACUACUCUUCCAGCUGAGCAAUUAGAUUACCUUAAAGCUCAUAAAGCUACUUUUAUAAUUACUACCCAUACUCAUAAUGACCAUUUAAGUCCUGAAGAUAUUGCUCUUAUUGAAGAUGAAAACACUAUUUUCAUUGCUCCACCAUGUUGUAAAGUUCUUACUACUAAACCACAUUAUAUUAAAUUGUGUGUUGGAGAUGUUGUUACUGAAAAAGGAAUUCAAUUCCAAGGUGUUGAUGCUUAUAAUACUAACAAGAACUUCCACCUUAAAUCAAUGGGAUUUAUUGGUGUAAUUAUUACAAUCAAUGGAAAAAGAAUUUAUCAUGCUGGUGAUACUGAUGUUAUUGAAGAAAUGAAAACUUAUACUAAUCUUGAUGUUGCUCUUAUACCUGUUAGUGGAACUUAUGUUAUGACUGCUGAUGAAGCUAUUGUUGCUGCUGGACUUAUUCAAUCUAAGUGCUAUGUUCCAAUGCAUUGGGGAAUUAUUAUUGGAGAUAAAGCUAUGGCUGAACACUUUGUUGCUUCAGUGAAAGGAGCUAUUCUUCCUUCUUUCUAA